UUCGACAGUUCCCGAUGCAAAGAUUGCUGAUGCGAUUAUCGCACGAUGCCUUUCUACACGUCCAGAUCUAUUACCUAAAGGUGAGACUAAGCUUAAAAUUAAAAGACAUGGCGUUGGUUUGCGGCCUGUUCGAAAAAAUGGAAUCAGAAUAGAGACAGAAUGGUUAUUAACCGAAAAAACAGGAAAAAAAGUUUUACUCUGUCAUAAUUAUGGACAUGGAGGAUACGGAUGGCAAUCAAGUUAUGGUGCAUCAAUGCAUGUAAUUCAAACUUUGCAAGAUAGUCUUAGAGAAG
This is a messenger RNA of Scutellospora calospora, 293 nucleotides long. The record is from the annotation of a GenBank genome assembly. Lineage: Eukaryota; Fungi; Glomeromycota; Glomeromycetes; Diversisporales; Gigasporaceae.